This is a messenger RNA of Colletotrichum karsti, 2022 nucleotides long. RefSeq lists its product as uncharacterized. The record is from RefSeq and is a predicted model, not a curated record. The transcript is spliced from 6 exons. Bases 1 to 2022 code for a protein of 673 amino acids. Lineage: Eukaryota; Fungi; Ascomycota; Sordariomycetes; Glomerellales; Glomerellaceae.
AUGCGGCUCAACAACAUUGAUCCCGGCUUCCAAGUCGUCGAAACCGUUCCCGAGAUGCCUGCGGAAUGGAUAACGACAAAGAAUAGUGCUGCGCGUUUCGCCAACAGAGCUGUAAGCGCGAGCGAGACGGUUGGCACCGCCGAAGAGCUGGUAUUCGUCGACGACCUCGAUUGCUUUGUCCCAAAAAGCCAGGUUCCUGACCUAAACAAAUGUUUCGAUAAAUCGAGGGAGCACCUGGGUCGCUUUGAAAGCACCCUUCAAAGGUUCGCCCAGAACAUGGAAACUCGGAAAGCGUUGAAAAGCUUUGGGUACAAGUCAAACGAUACAGCAUGUUUGAACCUCACCGAUGUCUUCAUCAUCGCAAACAGAGUCGUCGAACAGCGAGAUGGUACGGGGAGUUGGGGGGCUUGCAAAAGCUUUGCCCGAAGAUGUGUUCGGAGUGCCAAUAGCCAAGACUCGGCGCUUGGAGCAAUCAUGUCUAUGGUACCUAGCGGUGACUACGGCUCUGUUCUUUCUGGAGGGAUCAUGACUAUUCUUGCUGUUGCACAUGAACAUGAGAAAAAGCGACAGUCCAUUGAGAACGCAUUGGCAGAUAUCCCAAAGAAGUUGGAUAAGAUCAAGCGCCUGUCGGAUGUUCAUAUAAAGUCCAAACGUCUGCACGGAAAGGCUGAUGGAAUCCUGGUGGCCACAUUUGUGGUCCUUGAAGAGAUUGUUAACGACCUCACCAUGGACUGGAAAGCCAAAACGAAAACGAAGAUCAAAAACUUUGGGACUGAGGACAAGGUGGCUGACGCGUUAACGUUACUGGACAGCAGCAUAUCGGAAUUCCAAGACGAACUACAGGUCUGCAGCGAACGCCGUAUGGGGAGAAUGCAUGAAGCCAUAACUGAGAACGGAACACUACUAAAAACUGUUGAGGAACUCGCCCAAGUGACGGACUUGAGAGAAGACAGGGUCAAUGCCAUUGCCUUUCAGAACAAACUUCUAGACGUUGUCAAUUCUCUUACUCGUUUGUACGCGAGUCAUCCUAACUUCAAUCCCGUCAACGGCGGUGUGAAAAGUAAAGAGCCGUUAGCAAUACAGCCUGCGCAUCCCGUGGAAACAAGCAGCAGUGUCAAGGAAGACGAGAGUUUGAACCUGGCCACCAGGAACGCCAAAAUUGUGAAGAAAUGGGUUGACACCAUCAAAGAUUUUGAGCCAAGUUCGGAGAAACACUUGAGAGGGUGCAUCCGUGCCGGCCUCGGCCAGUUAACGUCCGACGACAGAGAGAAAAGCCAGUGGAUAAUGUCUUCUUCUAAGCUUCGAGACUGGCUUCGCCUUGACAGGCGAAGCAUCCUGGCCGUUAAAGCGGAAAACGCCCCGCAAGAGCUUUUCAACCCGUUCUCUUUCACAGCCGCCAUACUGGCUGAGACAUUGCAGAGGUCUACAAAUUACGCUGUCUUGUCUUUUUUCUGCGGGCUUAGGAAGAACGACAAUUUCGACAGCGAAUUCUGCGACCCCAUGGCGUGUGUCAAAAGCCUCAAUGGCCAGCUCUUGAAGUUUUGUCUUGAAAAGCGGCCUGAUGUCGAUUUGUCCCAACUCCAACAACGACAACAGAACAAAAGACUGAUGAAGAACUCAACCAAGAAGCUAGAGUAUGCUGUCAAACUUCUUCGGGGGUUGCUUAAGUCUUUGGAAGAUCAGGACGUCAUCUUCAUAAUCCUUGAAUCUUGGUCGCGAAUACGAGGGGACAGAGAUGAAGCAGACUGGGUCAUCGAGAAGUUGUGCAAAGCAGUGGCCGGAUUUCCUCAGUUGAAAAUUAAGCUGCUUGUCCUGGACGCUCUUCCUGGUGAUCCAGUUUACGAUUUCGAUAUGACAUCAACUCUCUAUGUUCCGGAAGAGAUUGACGGGUGGCAAAAUGACGUUAGUCUGAGUCGGUUGGAGGGAACCAGCCUCAACAUGGUGGAUGAGCUUGAGAGGAGGCGACACAAGGACAGCGAUUGCUCGUCUGGAUCUGAUUCAGAUGAUUCGGAGGAAGAUUAG